CGAUUCAAGAAAUCAUCCUGCACAACUUGCUUCCAAACAUUUACGUCGUCCUGCUCUGCUCUCUUAUUUUUGCAUAAUUUCCUUUUCACCGCAUCUAAUUCUGGCCCCAGUCUCUCGUUUACUUUCAGCAUUUAUGCCGUCAUGUCUACUGGUCACGCACACAAACAUUCCGGUUCCGUAUCCCAGAAUCAAAAGGCACAGCUCGCCAACGCAUAUAACGAAUUGGGAAAGGAAUUAGCCUCGCAUAAAGUCAGAGUAGUCGGAAAUUACACACUGGGCAAGGUCAUUGGUGAAGGUGCCUACGGGAAAGUGCGCAUGGGCACCCACCGGUUAACGUCGACCCGGGUUGCUAUCAAGCAGAUUCCAAAGUCCAUGUCCGCUGCCCUCACCCGUGAAAUACACCAUCAUCGCCAGCUACACCAUCCGCACGUCGCCCAGAUGUACGAGGUCAUCGCUACCGAGUCCUCGAUAUGGAUUGUCACGGAACUCUGCUCAGGAGGCGAGCUCUUCGACUAUCUCGUCGAGAAGGGCCGCUUGUCCGAAGACGAAACCAAAGUCAUGUUUGGACAGCUCUGUCUCGCUGUUGCGUAUCUCCACGAGAAAGGCAUAGUCCACCGUGACCUCAAGCUUGAGAAUGUGUUACUGGACGAGCGAUGCAAGGUGAAACUGGGGGAUUUUGGGUUCACGAGGGAGUUUGAGCGGGGAACGUUGAUGGAGACGUUUUGUGGGACAACCGGGUAUGCUUCCCCCGAGAUGUUACAGGGCAAGAAGUACCAGGGUCCGGAGGUGGACGUGUGGUCAUUGGGCAUUAUCUUGUACUGCCUGCUGACUGGGACGCUACCGUUUGAUGACGAUGACGAGGCUGUCAUGCGACAGAAGAUUAUAAAGGGUGAAUUUGAGGAUCCCGAAUGGCUUUCUUUAGACUCCCGCGAUAUCAUCAAGAAUAUCUUGGUUAUGGAUCCGGCUAAACGUCUGACCAUACCCCAGAUUUUGACUCACUCAUGGUUCAGCACGACAAUUCCGACAUUCCAGCAAGAAUCCCCUAUACACCUAUCCCCUAACUCCGUGCCUGCUGUGUUAUCAGCGUCCGGAUAUGAAUUCACUUCUGAAACAAGCUCUCCAGAUGUUCCAUUACAGUCCAUUCCUGAAUCUAAUCGCUCCUCCGAAGCGUCCUCUUACUCUAAUCAUUCUGCAUCGACGUUCCAUUCCGCCUGUGGUACGUCUCCUCCUACCACUCCAGAUCGUUCUUCUGGAGAUUCCUUCGAAGAUUUGCCAAAAAUUACGCCUGCCAUUCACGCUAACCCUAGCGAAACCACGAUCAGACGUCCCCUUCAACCGUCCGACCUUGACUCAAUAGUCACGAAGGUAGAGACUGUGGUGGAGGAAGAAGUAGAUGAUGUUCUUGAAGUUCCUUCACCGCCCCACCGCUCUCUCUCGUCAAGCUCCAAGGCACCACCAGUACACUCGGUUCGGACCCCGGCCCGCACGAAGCGUCGCUCGGUUUCUUCUCAGCUUUCCGAUGGCGAGUCUCCGGUAGCAGAGAAAGCACCGACAUUGCCCGGGCCGCAGGGACAGGAUAUAAAUUUUUCCUCUUUAUUGAGCACCCCAGCACCGAUUAUAUUUUCGACACCAUUAGAGCGGGAGUUGUUGAAUUCACUGAGUAUGCUGGGAUUUGACCUCGGUCAGAUCGUCUACUCAGUGCUCAAUGAUGCAUGCGAUGCUUCUGGAGCUUUGUGGUGGAUGUUGAAGCGGAAGGCGGAAAAGAAGUUGUUGGAGGAUGCAGACAAUCUUACAACUCCUGCAUCGGUCAUAGAGACGCACAUAAAGGAUGCGAAGGACAAGGCGAAGCACGGUGUCAGUAUUGGGACGCAAACAGAGCCGGCUGUUCCUGCACCGUUGACUGUUGUUCGAAGUACCCCGCAGGUUGCCAUAGUGCCACCAACGCCUACGUUUGUGCCGAACCCUCACACACCACCUCGUUCGACAGCGUCUCCAACAUCACGGACCCUUUCACCUUCGUCCUCGAUGGUGGCAGAAUCAUCGCGGUCACACCCGACAACACCAGCAGGAAGUAUGAAAGAGCACAAGGUGCGCAAACCGAGGUCUGGCAGCGUCAGCAUCAUGCAGCGGGCGACAACGGCACUUGAGGCUGCGGGUUUGGUCCGUAAGAAAUCGUCUGAAGCAGUGAAAGAGGAAAGGGAACGGGACAGAGACAGAGAGAGGUCCAGGGAAGUGGAAAGGAAGAGCGGGAUGUCAGAUGAACCUAGAUCCUCAUACGGAAGCAACUCGUCAGUCUCAAAGCUGACUAAAUCACCACCUAUGAAGGCCACUAAGGGCCCGCCGACUACACCUCCACCUCACGAACUUCACCAACAAAUCGGGUCACCGUGGGUGCUGACAGACUCACGAGACUCUUCUCCGCAUCGGUCUCGUCUUGUGGCACCAACUCCAGCGAACUCGCCCGGAGAUAUAAUGACCUCUACUUCCGCAUCGGAUUUAACGCCCACUGGAAAAGGCAGUCAUGGAUCCCAGCGCAAUCUGCUCACUGCAUUCAGGCUAUGGUUCCAUGAGGAUCGAAAGGGAAAACGGAAGGAGAACGCAGGAAACGUUUCUCCUGCCAAGGGACCUUCUGGUAUUGGUCGAGGACGUCCUGUGAUGUCGGCAUCACAGUCAUAUUCUGCUGGAUCUGUCAAGAGACGGACCAGUGGAGGUGCAGGCGGAGGUAAAUUUGCCCGGGGUGGCAGGCACCGAGCUCAGCGUGGCUCGAUUUCAUCUCGCCGUUCGAGUAGUGUUAAUUCCCGAAGGUCAUCUGUGAAUUCUGUACAGAUGAUUGUACUAGAUUCUCCUCAUGUGCCUGGGAUGCGAUCCUUUGGAACCCAUACGCCCAACUCGGAACGGGGAGAGUAUUCAUCACGACCGUCGUCGAUUCGGAGUAUCUCAAAAAGGCAUCGCAAGUCACCUUCAGCGAGCUCAGCUGGUUCGACUCACUUUAGGACAGCUUCUCCAAUACAGAAGUACCACCGACGAGGCGGUUCGGGCUCCUCUACGCGGGUCGUACGUCAGGUACAGACCAGACCAGCUCAUGUUCGAUCAAAUUCCACAACAUCUUCUCUCCAUUCUCCAUGUUCCUCGCGACCCACGUCCUUCCAUGAAUUUUCUGAUAACGAAGGGUUUAGAACAGGAUCUCCAUUUCGUCCACAUUCACGACGGACUCUGGAUGAAACACCGCGAAGAAGCAGUUAUAGUUCUGGUAGCACUAUGUAUUUCCAGAAACGUCACGGCCUGUUUUCGAAUCCCGUUAUCUAUGGAUACAGCAACUCUAUCGGACGAUCAAGUUGGAAGAAGUCAUGGGGUCUAGAACCGCCGGGGUGGCAGACCCGAACAGCUCAUCUACCUGUCGAGGUCCUUUCGAUUUCGCCGGCCGCAGAGGGGACGUCGAUCCGAGAUGUGUUCUCAGGGCGUCAGUCGCUCAAUUUGGGGGAUGAGAGUGAUUGGGUGGACGAGGACGACGAUGUUCCAUAUGCAGGGGGUUUGGGACAGAUGACCACGUCGUCCUUGUCUUCUGCACCGAGUCAUCGUAUAGAAUCACCUGUGGUUCUAUCACCGGCGCCAAGAGGACAUAGGAAUAAGAGGGCUAUGAAGGGAUCCAAUGCGCCAUCUGGUUCCGGGACGGCGCGGCAGAAAGUGUCGGAGAGACCGUCGCCUGUGUCGGUAACGGAUCCUGCGCCAGAGGCUCGUGGAGGAAGACGACAGUUACCUGCUGGACGGGCAGGACCUGCGUUCCGACAGGCCAUUCAGGAGGAAGACGAGGAAGAAGAAGAGGAAUGAUCAUUUACGCUUUCCUUUGAUAGACUUUUGUGGGUAUGGUUUCAUCUCUAUUUAUCCCUCCUACCUUGUUUUAUAUGGAUACAUCGGUUCUAUCAUUCACGUCACGUUAAGCUUUCGAUACCCUUCAUUCGUUCAUUUUCAUUUUUUAAAUUUUAUUGUGGACCUUCUUUCCGUUGUUUUAUUACAGUUUCUACGUCUACAUCUUUCAGUUCUGUUGUCGUGUUAUAGCUGUUUUACGGUUAUAUCGUUGAGGCAUCCUCUGGGCCACGCGCCAGAGAAUACGGACAUGAUAUUAAAAUGACAGACGAAGUUCAUAAAACUUUC
Molecule: messenger RNA, 4152 nt
Organism: Guyanagaster necrorhizus
Lineage: Eukaryota; Fungi; Basidiomycota; Agaricomycetes; Agaricales; Physalacriaceae
Product: Pkinase-domain-containing protein
Exons: 4
Coding region: 142-3828 (1228 amino acids)
Biological process (GO): protein phosphorylation; intracellular signal transduction
Cellular component (GO): cytoplasm
Molecular function (GO): protein serine/threonine kinase activity; ATP binding
Source: RefSeq, a predicted model, not a curated record